Messenger RNA from Symbiodinium necroappetens, 4164 nucleotides. NCBI's taxonomy places the organism in Eukaryota, Dinophyceae, Suessiales, Symbiodiniaceae. The record is from the annotation of a GenBank genome assembly.
GUUGCGGCGCAGCUGACGUCACUUGCGGCUCUUGAGGAAGCAAGGAAAAUUGCAGCACGAUUGGAGCUUCGAGCAAGAGUGACUUGGCAAAGAAUUGGUGGGAGUUUCGUCGUUGGCUUGGCAGCCGGUGUGAGUGCUGCUUUUUUGGGAUGCUCAAUAACUCAUCUUGUUCUCCAGCAAUCAAGCACGGGUGACAAGGACCAACCCAACCUGGAGACCGGCGGCAAGGCUUCCAUCGGCAAAGCCGCGGUGGAUCCUGAGAGCACAUCAGGUGCGAAGCUAGAUGAUGUGCAGCAAGCACAGACGCCAGAGCGGCUGAACGAGGACAGUGCAGCUACUCCGAAGCAAGACGGAUCGCAGAAGGUACUGCUGUCGUCCGACGUCGGCAGCCAUCGCGUGUCUGUUGUGAAAGAGGACACUGUGCAGAAGGACAAGCCCUCUGCCGGAAUGAAUCGCGAGGAGUCACCUGGUAGAAAACAACACAGUUCGCAGACCGUGAGCGACGGCACAGACCACAAUGAAUUGUCCAGCCCGAAGCCGACAGACUUUGGCCGGGACGGUGCCACUCAACGACAUGCAGGGCAGGAUGAGCGGCAAAGGGUGCAAGCUUCUGCCGAUAUGCCUUUCAGAACUGGAGCAUCGCAGGCUUCACACAAUGACCAAGCCUUGCAGACCUCUCAGCGUCUGCAGCCUGAAGCGGAUGUUGACAGAAACAGCAUGCCAAGCGGAAAGGAGCAGGCGUCACAACCGCUGCACAAGCUUGCAAGCGAAGUCGCUCCUCUUGUGCAGGAAGACGACACCCUUCGAAAGACGGGUGUGACGGAACCUCGUUUUGAUGCGAAGCAAUCCUGCGUCAGCCCGGAGAGCGGAGACACCUUGGCUCUGAACCGGAAUAGCCCCGCGAAGACGGACAAGCCUGCCAAGGAAGACGACCAGAGCAUGGCGGGUGCAAAAAAGGACAUUCCUGGUGCAAGCCAGGACGAGGGCACCAGUGCGAGGCAGCAGAGUGUUCAGACACAGAACGAUAAGCUUCAGCUUAACAGCCAGCAGAGCGACAAAGCUAUCAAAGUGGACUCCAAAGUGACUGCUGGUGUGCAACAAGAUGCCCCAGAAAAGAUGUCAUCCUCUGCCACCUUGGAUGGCAACACUCCGGCUAGGGAGGCUUCCCACAAGAUGGAUGCAACAGAGGCUGCCAAAGAUGAUGGGCAGACGAAGGCACCGACCGUCGACACGCCAUCUGCUUCCCCGCUCACCGUGAUUCCGGACACCAAGGUGGAGCUGCUGGGAGUAGAGCGGCACAAGACGCAUCCGAUGGCUUUCAUCACAUUGAACGAGGCAUCAGCUGCGAGAGCCAUCAUCGAGCAACAGCAGGACUCCAUCCUUGGAGUCCAGGUGGAGCGUUGGGAGGCCUCCGAUCAAGAUCCGGCGGCCUUCCUACUUCUGUGGAAGGGCCAUCGAGAUGACCUCAAGGAGGCGGCAUUGACCACGUACUUCAAAAAGUUCAUCGAGGGCAUAAACAAGGCGCGAGAGGUUGCAGCAUCUGCCGGGAAGGACAAGAAUGCGCAGCUUUCUGCCGCCUCUGCAGCUGCAGCAUCUCUCGUGGUCCAGGCGCCCAAGGCCGAGCCGAAGGCAGAGCCCAAGGCGAAGCCGAAGGUCGCAUUGAACCCAGAGCAGCAGAAAGCAUUCAUCGAGCAGCAGAUGAAGCAAGUGCACCAGAAGCAGGCCGCACAGGAGCUGCAAGAGAACCUGCAGAGGGUGGCUCAGGAGAUUCAGCUGCGUCAAAACAUGCUGGAGCACUUCAAGAACCAGGACCUAUCCACGUUGCCAGUUUCAGAGCGGAACUUGUUGGCGCAGUUGCAGUCGGAGCUCCAACAUUUUCAAGAGCAGCGGAUUGUUUUGGAGCAAGCUGCCGCCAAAGAACUAGGUGCCCCUGCGGCCCAGGCAUUGCAAGCCCAAAAUACGCAGCAGCGAGAGCAAGAGGUGCAUACUGAGCCUCGAGCCACAGCCACAGCACAGAAAGGCGUACUAGGCACGGACCAGCACCAGCACACACCGACACAACAGCAAGGCCUUCACCAACAGGCACCACCUCCACCACCUCCGCCACAGCCACAGCAAAAUCAGCAGCAGAAAGAGCAAGAGCAGUUGGCCCAAAUGGCCCAGCUGCAGAUGCAGCAAAUGCAAGAAGCACAAAUGCAGCACCAGAUGCAACAGCAGGCACUCAUGCAGCAGCUGCAGCAGGCGCAGAUGCAGCAAAUGCAGAUGGCGCAUUUGCAGCAAGCCCACAUGCAGCAGGCAAAUGUGCAGCAACCCCAGCAGACACACUUAAUUCAACAGCAACAACCUCAACAUCAGCCACAGCAGCAACAGCAGCAACAGCAGCAGCAUCAGCAACAGCAGCAGCAUCGGCAGCAGGCGCAGCAGCAUCAACAUCAAAAGUUGCAUCAGCAUCAGCAGCAGCCGCAGCCGCAGCAGCAGCAGCAGCAGCAGCAGCAGCAGCAGGGUCAGGUGCGGCACUCGCCGUUCCAGGUCGGCGGGCGGCUUCCACAGGAAACGCCGAAAGUCGGGAUGCCAGGUAAUGCUGUGGGCGCAGGUGCCCCGGCAGCCGAGGUUCCUGCCCACCCGAUGAUGGCGCCACCUCCGCCAGCGCCUGUCAAAGCGCAGAUCACGGCACCACCGCCAAGCUUGGAGAUUGCUCCGUGCACUGCAGGCACCACUGCCAAGGCCGGUGGCCCGAAGCCCAAGGGCACGGCCACGGCCAUUGCGAUUGGGCCUGUUCCGCCCCCUCCAAAAUCGAUGCCCAAGGCGACCGCGAUGUUGGCAGAGCAUCCCCGGCACAGAGGAGCCUCAGACAGCAAGGAACAGCGAGAGAAGCCUGCGACCUCCUACUCCGAAGCUCUCAAAGAGGAGCAAGCUGGUGGCAUACGCAAAGUAUCAAGUGGGAUGGCGAUGCGCUUGCCCGAGGAGCUGGAGAAAGAAAGGCGGAGAGGGCGUCCUGGGGGCUGGGAUGAAGGUCCGCCAAGAGAGCGCAGCGAUAUCCUGAAGGACAUACCGGCUGAGAAGUGGAGUGGCGCCCCUCCGGCACCUCCAAUGCCGAAGCCCGCGGGUCUCCCAGGACCUGGUGGUCCUGGUCCCGGUGGCCGCGGUGUGUUUCGGACUCUGUUGCCUGCUGCAGCAACACCGGUUGCUGGAGAGGCACGCCCACCAAGUCUUGGUCGAAUCAGGGUCGGCGGUCAGGAGGACAGCCAUGCCAGCGUGUUCACACGCCAAAGGCGGCAGGAGUCCUUCCCAAGCGAUCGGGAGCCCGGCUCGUCCACGGGCGAUGCGCCAGCGCCCCCUGCACAAAGUCCCGAGGAGCACAUCAGCAGCCAAAGACGCAGGGAGCAGGAGCCUGGAAAGGGGCUGCCUCUCAAGCCGUCGGAAUCUGAAUCGCCGAUCGGGCAAGGCCCUGCAGCGUCCUCGGCGUCAACACCCGGCCCUCCGAUCAAGUUCACCAUCAAAGGCGGGGCCAUGGGCAAAUCCAUGCCGAAAAGCAGUCAAGGAGGGAAAGAUGCCGAUUCCAGCCCUCCUUCAGAGCCCGGCCAUCUCGGGUCUGCCCGGUCUUCGGCCAAGGGCGGCCCCAUGGCCAAAUCCACGCCGAAAGGUCAAGGCAAAGACGGAGAUUCAGGCCCUCCUCCCGAGUCAGGCUCCAAGGGCUUUUCGGCGAAGGGGAUGCUCGAUCUCGGCGGGGCCUUGGGCAAGUCCACAAACAAAGGUGGGCCGGGGAAAGACGCGGAUUCCGGCCCUCCUCCGGAGCCGAGCCACCUGGCCACGCCCUUCAGCCGUUUUUCGGCGCAGGGAGGGGUCAUUGGCAAAUCCACGCCGCAAGGUCCAGAGCAAAGCGACGAAAAUUCCAGCCCUCCGGAACCGUCUAGCCGCCUCGGUACCCCUUUCAGCCGCUUUUCGGCAAAGGGAGGAGCCAUGGCCAAAUCCACGCCGAAAGGAGGUCAAGGCAAAGACGGAGAUUCAGGCCCUCCUCCCGAGUCAGGNNGGGCUUUUCGGCGAAGGGGAUGCUCGGUGGAGCAAUGGGCAAACCUGCCGGGAAAGGUGUCGGAGGGAAAGAAGAAUCCGGCCCUCCCGAGCCGAGCCAUCCCGGUCCCGGUGCUGCCGGUCGUUUUUCGGUAA